Molecule: messenger RNA, 3201 nt
Organism: Symphalangus syndactylus (siamang)
Lineage: Eukaryota; Metazoa; Chordata; Mammalia; Primates; Hylobatidae
Gene: ASB2
Product: ankyrin repeat and SOCS box containing 2
Biological process (GO): intracellular signal transduction
Molecular function (GO): protein binding
Source: RefSeq, a predicted model, not a curated record
GACCCAGAGCUGUUGCAUCCAGCGGGACGUGUAGGGUCCGACCCAGCCACAGCGCAUCCCCAGCGAAGGAGGCUGGGCUGCUGCACUCUAGCCUCGUGUGGGAGAGGCCUUUCCCCCUAGCCAAAGGGCACCAGAGAGCUCCAGCUCAUGGAAAACCUGUUCCCAGCAGCUAACUUGGGCCUGUGGGCCACUCAGGGUUUAAUUUUGUCCCUGAGUUCCCAAGGGUGAUUCAGGCAGGAUGAGAUUGAGCCCUGGAGGGGGCCAAGUGACUUGGCUAGACAAUAGAGCCAGUGGCCUCCGGGCAAGUGCGGCUCAAGGCCUGGAGACGGCAGGUGUGGAGGAAGAGGUAGGAUUAGUGGGUAUCUACUGCUGAGUCCCGGGAUCUCAUUUAAUCCCCCUAACAACCAUGGGAGAGAGUCAUCACUCCCCCAGUUUCAGAAGAGGAAGCUGAAUCCAGAGAGGUGCAGGGCUGUAGCUGGGGGCCCACAGCAUCCAAGGAAUGGACUGGGAUCACCUGACGCCAGUGCCCGGCUAGAAACUAGAUGGGGCGGUGCUAACUUGGAUUGCACAUGGGUGGCAUCUUCAACAAGGAAGACACCAUCUGCACGGGGCUCGCCAAGCGCACUCCCAAGUGGGAAGCCCAGGACCAGUGGAAAGUCAGAAAAAAGUUCACGGGUAGCACACGAGAGCUGAGGAGCGUGCAGCUGAGACCACAGUGAAUAUUUGGGUUUUCUGAUUUGCUGUUCCCUCCUCCCCACUGGGUGUCUGUUCUGGAGGCCAGGGUGAGAGGUGGAGGAGGAUGGCAACGCAGAUCAGCACUCGGGGCAGCCAGUGUACCAUUGGGCAGGAGGAGUACAGCCUGUACAGCAGCCUGAGUGAGGAUGAACUGGUGCAGAUGGCCAUCGAGCAGAGCCUAGCGGACAAGACAAGGGGCCCAACCACUGCUGAGGCCACCGCGUCUGCAUGUACCAACCGCCAACCGGCCCAUUUCUACCCAUGGACCAGGUCCACCGCACCUCCUGAGAGCUCGCCGGCCCGGGCCCCAGUGGGCUUGUUCCAAGGGGUCAUGCAGAAAUACAGCAGCAGCUUGUUCAAGACCUCCCAGCUGGCGCCUGUGGACCCCUUGAUAAAGGCCAUCAAGGAUGGCGAUGAAGAGGCCUUGAAGACCAUGAUCAAGGAAGGGAAGAAUCUCGCAGAGCCCAACAAGGAGGGCUGGCUGCCGCUGCACGAGGCCGCAUACUAUGGCCAGCUGGGCUGCCUGAAGGUCCUGCAGCGAGCGUACCCAGGGACCAUCGACCAGCGCACCCUGCAGGAGGAAACAGCCGUUUACUUGGCAACGUGCAGGGGCCACCUGGACUGUCUCCUGUCACUGCUCCAAGCAGGGGCGGAGCCGGACAUCUCCAACAAAUCCCGAGAGACACCGCUCUACAAAGCCUGCGAGCGCAAGAACGCAGAGGCAGUGAAGAUUCUGGUGCAGCACAACGCAGACACCAACCACCGCUGCAACCGCGGCUGGACCGCUCUGCACGAGUCUGUGUCUCGCAAUGACCUGGAGGUCAUGCAGAUCCUGGUGAGCGGAGGAGCCAAGGUGGAAUCCAAGAAUGCCUACGGCAUCACCCCCUUGUUCGUGGCCGCCCAGAGUGGACAGUUGGAGGCCUUGAGGUUCUUAGCCAAGUACGGUGCUGACAUCAACACGCAGGCCAGCGACAGCGCAUCUGCCCUCUACGAGGCCUGCAAGAACGAGCAUGAGGAGGUGGUGGAGUUUCUGCUGUCACAGGGUGCCGACGCCAACAAGACCAACAAGGACGGCUUGCUCCCACUGCAUGUCGCCUCCAAGAAGGGCAACUACAGGAUCGUGCAGAUGCUGCUGCCGGUGACCAGCCGCACGCGCAUACGCCGUAGCGGCGUCAGUCCGCUGCACCUGGCGGCGGAGCGCAACCACGACGCGGUGCUGGAGGCGCUGCUGAGCGCGCGCUUCGACGUGAACACGCCGCUGGCGCCGGAGCGCGCGCGCCUCUACGAAGACCGGCGCAGCUCCGCGCUGUACUUCGCGGUGGUCAACAACAACGUGUACGCCACCGAGCUGCUGUUGGAACACGGCGCCGACCCGAACCGCGACGUCAUUAGCCCCUUGCUCGUGGCCAUCCGCCACGGCUGCCUGCGCACAAUGCAGCUGCUGCUGGACCACGGCGCGAACAUCGACGCCUAUAUCGCCACGCACCCCACCGCCUUCCCCGCCACCAUCAUGUUCGCCAUGAAGUGCCUGUCGCUGCUCAAGUUCCUCAUGGACCUGGGCUGCGACGGCGAGCCCUGCUUCUCAUGCCUCUACGGCAACGGCCCGCACCCGCCGGCCCCGCAGCCCUCCAGCAGGUUCAACGACGCGCCCGCAGCCGACAAGGAGCCCAGCGUGGUGCAGUUCUGUGAGUUCGUAUCUGCCCCAGAGGUGAGCCGCUGGGCAGGGCCCAUCAUCGAUGUCCUCCUGGACUACGUGGGCAACGUGCAGCUCUGCUCGCGGCUGAAGGAGCACAUUGACAGCUUUGAGGACUGGGCUGUCAUCAAGGAGAAGGCAGAACCUCCAAGACCUCUGGCUCACCUUUGCCGGCUGCGGGUUCGGAAGGCCAUUGGGAAAUACCGUAUAAAACUCCUAGACACCUUGCCGCUCCCAGGCAGGCUGAUUAGAUACCUGAAAUACGAGAACACCCAGUAACUGGGGCCACAGGGAGAGAGCAGUAGCCCCACAGACUCUUCUUACUAAGUCUCAGGACGUCGGUGUCCCCAACUCCAAGGGGACCUGGUGACAGACGAGGCUGCAGGCUGCCUCCCUCUCAGCCUGGACAGCCACCAGGAUCUCACUGGGUCUCAGGGCCAGAGCUUUGGCCAGAGCAGAGAACAGAAUGUGUCAAGGAGAAGAAUCAUUUGUUUACAAACUGAUGACAGAUCCCAGACCUUCUCUACCUUCAGGAAUGGCAGAAACCUCCAUUCCUGGGGCCAGGGCAGAGCUUGAGGUGUUCUGGGGAAGGUGGGCUCAGAGCCUUCCCUGUGCCCUUCCGCUUGCUCUGGAAAACUCACCACUUGACUUCAGAGCUUUCUCCCCAAAGACUAAGAUGAAGACGUGGCCCAAGGUAGGGGGUAGGGGGUAGGGGGAGCCUGGGUCUUGGAGGGCUUUGUUAAGUAUUAAUAUAAUAAAUGUUACACACAUGA